Etheostoma spectabile (orangethroat darter) is the source of this 617-nucleotide messenger RNA. RefSeq names its product ribosomal protein S19 (gene rps19). Gene Ontology annotation, biological process: translation; ribosomal small subunit assembly. The record is from RefSeq and is a predicted model, not a curated record. Bases 32 to 595 code for a protein of 187 amino acids. NCBI's taxonomy places the organism in Eukaryota, Metazoa, Chordata, Actinopteri, Perciformes, Percidae. Gene Ontology annotation, cellular component: cytosolic small ribosomal subunit; ribosome. The transcript has 6 exons. Gene Ontology annotation, molecular function: RNA binding; structural constituent of ribosome.
UAUAGCCCAUGGCCUAGGGCAGAUAGAUGUGAUGAGCUGCAUCGAUGGAAAUAACAACGCUCCGGUCUCGCGUAAUGGAACGAGAUUUGCCCGUUUUAACAUCAGUUGGAAACCCCGUUCCACCCUCUUCCCUUCGCUGUCCACAAGCAAGAUGCCAGGUGUCACAGUGAAAGACGUCAACCAGCAGGAGUUUGUCCGUGCCCUGUCGGCUUUCCUGAAAAAGUCAGGAAAGCUGAAGGUGCCUGACUGGGUGGACCUCGUCAAGCUGGGUAAGCACAAGGAGCUGGCCCCCAGUGAUGAGAACUGGUUUUACAUCAGAGCCGCAUCCACAGUCCGCCACCUGUACCUUCGUGGAGGUGCUGGUGUUGGCUCCAUGACCAAGAUCUAUGGAAGUCGCCAGAGGAAUGGUGUGUGCCCUGCCCAUUACAGUGUAGGAUCCAAGAAUGUGGCCCGUAAGGUGCUGCAGGCCCUCGAGCUGCUCAAGAUGAUUGAGAAGGAUCCCAAUGGUGGUCGCAGACUUACCGCCCAGGGGACCAGAGAUCUGGAUAGAAUUGCUGGCCAGGUCGCAGCUGCAAACAAGAAAACUGUUCAAUAAAUCUUAUUUUGGAGAAAGUCAA